Messenger RNA from Rotaria sp. Silwood1, 870 nucleotides. The record is from the annotation of a GenBank genome assembly. Lineage: Eukaryota; Metazoa; Rotifera; Eurotatoria; Philodinida; Philodinidae.
AUGACAAUUGGUGAUUUGAAACAGAAACUGCAUGUGGAACCAAAUUCACAUUUAGGACGUCCACACCAAUCCGAAAAUUGGGAUAAUCGACGUCAGCUGUCCGAUUACUUUGUCAAGGAUCAUGAACAGUUGGUUUGUGUCGUGCAAUCGAUCAAAGAAGAUGGACAAAGUUCAUGUGAUGAUUAUGAUCAAUGGAGUCGUUGGUUUGCUGGUAAAACACGAUCUCCACAUGGUGCUAGUGUUCGUCAUAUACUCGAAUGGUCGGUACACACAUGUCAACUAUUAAUUGUCGAUGUAUAUUAUGAAGAUGAGAGUGAAUCAUAUUUUUUACCACUAGGCUUCUUACCAUCGAAGCCGGAUGAUUUGUCUGAAAAUGCUUGUAUUAUCGAGAUUACUCGAUCGAAUGGUGACCAUGCUCUACUCAUCGAUGCUGUUUAUGACGAGUCAUUUCGCCGAGCACUAUUUAAUCAUUUUAUUAUUGGAACAAAUGACAAAUCUCUUUCAAUCACUCGUUUCGAAGACUUUGAUGAUUUCUAUCAAUCGUCGGACAUUCUAUCCACUGAUUCAACAAAUUCAUUAAUGGUAUUUAAUGAUAAGUAUCUGUUUAAACUUUAUCGAAAACUAACGACAGGUCAAAACUUGGAAGUUGAAAUGCUCACUUUCAUUGGAAAAUCGGAGGAUUUUUCAAAUCAUAUACCAACUUGUCUUGGUAGUAUCGACUGGUCGGAUCAACAAGGUUCAACUAUGGUUUUAGUACUUGUGCAAAAAUUUAUUCCAAAAGCAUAUGAUUGUUGGUCGAUGAUUUUCGUUUUCGACGAAUAUCAACCACGAACAACUCAGGCCUUAGAUCAAGAUAAUAGAGAACAAUAA